Messenger RNA from Liolophura sinensis, 6321 nucleotides. RefSeq names its product leucine-rich repeat neuronal protein 1-like. The coding region runs from base 741 to 2852 and encodes 703 amino acids. The transcript has 2 exons. The record is from RefSeq and is a predicted model, not a curated record. NCBI's taxonomy places the organism in Eukaryota, Metazoa, Mollusca, Polyplacophora, Chitonida, Chitonidae. Gene Ontology annotation, molecular function: protein binding.
GGAGAGCCUCUGAUACGGCUGCAGAUUUCAAAGUGUUAUCUGAGGGUUGGAUCGUGCUUGGAUAUUUGUGGGUGAUUACAGCCUAUGACAGUGUAGACUGGUUGCAUAUGUACCUUACAGGAAGCAGCUACGCUGGGACGAGUGGCAUGGGAGUAUAUCCCCACCCCGCCACAUACACACACACUCCAGCCCGAAGCCAACAAACCAUAACACGCGCCUGCACUAUUCAUCUUAAACUGCAGCCGGACACCUCGCAUUGAUUGGAUAGGCCCACAGCCACUGAAAUAGUAUACAGUGUGUAAGACUCUAAAAUACUAUCUACUACAGAGCGUAAACAGGACAGCUCUUGCUUGUGAUCAGCUGGGUUUGCCUACAAGAACAAUUGCUCUAGUAUUACAGCAUCAGUGGCAGCUGGCUUUGACAGGUGUUUGCUGAAAACCACAGUUAUUAAAAGUUGAACUUACCUUUUUAAAGAGAUGUCCACACAGCCAACAGUUUUUCAAUAGGGGUUUGCCCAGAGUCUGCAAUUACGCACUUGUCAAGGACAUUCUAGAUUUGGACUAAGCAGUUGUCUGUCGACAGUACAUUAAGAGGGAAGGCUUUAAGAUUAGGACGAAGGAGGUCUCCUUCAGAUGAUGUGCUGGUACACCUAAUGGGCACACCUGAUCCUUGACACUGAUGCUCAGUGUGGUUUAAGAGGGGCUGAAAACAUGGACUGAGAGUCGACAUGAACAGACAAAAUGAGAGGCACAUAUUCCCACAUAUUGUCUUCAGAGAUUGCAAUCUUACUGCUGAUGUUCUGCAGCCUGAAGACAGCAAGUGUCAAACAGUUGCCAAGCUGGAAUGUGUCUUGUCCACAAGAGUGCAGCUGCAGCAUUCGCAUGUCACAGUACCUAAAUGUCGAGAGGAAGACUGUAGACUGCAGUUGGAGCAGCUUGGAUGAUAUUCCAUUGGGAAUUCCACUAACGGCACAAGUGCUAAUACUAAGCAACAACAACAUUACAUCGCUCCUAAAUCUGCCAGAGUUUCCCAGCCUUCUGGAGCUGGACUUGUCCAGUAACAAUCUACAGGACAUCAGUAGCAGACCAAUGUUUGGACGACUUGGUUCUCUUGUGUCUCUCAACAUCAGCAGUAACAACAUACAAGAGAUACACCAUGGUGCAUUCAGUGGUUUGAAACACAUGGAGAUUUUAGACCUAUCCUUCAAUUCACUGCAUUCCAUUGAACAUCAGGAUGCCUUUGCUGGACUCAACCAUCUGCAUAAGCUUUUCCUCACUGGCAACCAACUUACAUCCCUUGGCAAAGAUUGGCUUAAUGGAAUGGUUCACCUACAGGAGCUUCAUCUCAAUCAAAAUCAGAUAAGUGACAUCUCAGAGGGAUCUGUGAAUGUUCUGAAAGAUCUCAAACAAUUGGUCCUUUCUGACAACUUUUUAAAAGCGUUACCUGAAAAUGUAUUCAAAGGUCUGGGAAACCUAUACCUAUUGGACAUAUCUAAAAACAAUCUCACCAAAAUACCCACAAGGACGUUUCAGCAACUGUCCAACAGAACGGAACUUGUUUUGAACGGGAACCCAAUUAGAAGGGUUCACACCAAUGACUUUCUUAACAUGGAUGUGGAAAAUGUUUCUCUUAGUUAUAUGCCAAUACUUAGUCUGAUAGAGAAGUCAGCUUUCCACAACAUGACAAAUCUUCGCAUACUACAUAUACGCCAAAACAAGCAACUGUUUUUUAUUGAUCCAUUUGCGUUUUCAAAUGUACCACAUUUGCAGUGGCUGCUUGUGGACGGAAACCACCUGUCAGCCUUGCCACAACAGGUAGAAGAAAGUUUACCACAGCUUACAGAGGUGCAUGUCUAUGACAACCCUCUCUCCUGCGACUGUAAUAUUCACUGGAUACGCCAGCUUCUAGAGACACCAGAAAAUAACAGUCAGUCACAUAUCACCUUCCCACACUCUGAGAGGAUACUGUGUGAUAAUCUCACAGUGCCAGUCCCCCUAAUGGAAGUGCCAGUCGAAUCCAUCCCUGCUGUGUGUUCACCUGCAACCAUUCCCUUGUUCAAUGAUACGAAUCAGUUGGAAGUUGGAGAAACUUUACGCUUAGAGUGCCACGCGCUAGGCAUUCCCACACCAAAUAUGCAGUGGAUGCUGUCUAAUGGCAAACGGUUGAACAUCACCUCUGAAAAUGUGCGUGCAUCCCUCAUUGACGAUUCUGUGUUAAUUGUGCAUAAUAUCAAGGCAGAAGAUUCCGGUACAUAUGCAUGUGAAGCUAGCAAUGAGGUAGGAUACGACAUAAGCUCCACUGCUGUGAGAGUUCACAGCAGCAACAUUCGCGUUGUCAUACUUCACCAGUCAAAGACGUUCAUUACACUAACAUGGAACGGAACAGAUUCCACUGUGCAAUCAAGCGACUAUAAAAUUUUGUAUAACCAGGCUGGUUCAUCAAGUGGUCAAAAGGAAAUUCAUCUCCACCCAUUUCUAAGGAAGUAUACUAUCACCAACUUGACACCAGAUACUUCGUACGAGUUAUGUGUCGUUUAUGUACACAACUCUGUCUACCAUAAAGUACACUGUUUGAACAUUUCAACUCUUCAUGAAGCAUAUGUGCUCCAGGGCAUCACCAGAAUUAGUAAGCAAAAGAUCAUCAUGGGUGUCAUCAUUGUAUUUAGCUUAGGAGUCUUAGCAUGCGUUGCUGGUCUGAUUGUAAAAAAAUGGCGACGCAAAGGCUAUGAAAAAACAGACAAUGGCGAAAUAGCAGAAACGAUGUCUCAAAUCCCACUGGAAAAUCUGUAUCAACCUCCAAGCACUCCAUUGUGCACUUCUCGUACAUCUCUUCUGCCAUCAUCUCAAGCUUAACAUUAUAUGAACGGGUGACCACUUUCACGAUGUUGGUCCAGAUAUCACUAACGUUUUCCAAAUGCAUUGCCUUGAAAACUACAUUUCCAUGAAAACCUAAUACCCUGACGACUUCAAAAUGUACUUGUAUAGAUGAUCUGUUUACAAAAAAAUAUACACUCUAAUAAGGGCACGCAUUUUGACCAAGUCAAUCUCAUACACACUCUUAAUUAGGCCAAUGGCACUUGAUUCCUUUUUUCCCCCCAUCAGAAUAUUUUGAAAAAUUGGUGAGGGCAGCAGAAAUAUUAUCACUUUUCAUCAUCCGUAUUUUGGCUACAUUUUAUGAUAAUCUGACCUUCUGUUAAAAUUUCAUCAAGGACAUUCAAAGGAAUCAAGUAUGAUUUGCCAUCGGCCAUGUCAUAUCACUAUAUAGGUUCCAGUAACAGUCGUGAUGAACCAUGCCUUCAGAAUGCUUUCCAAAUCAAAUUGUGGGCUUCCAAACCAUCAAAUCUAAUCCAAUGCAUAAUACAGUGUUUGGGUCUAUUCCUGCAAACCACCUAUCGAAAGACUUAAAUUUUGUAAAAUGUGUCUUUGUGCAUAUUGUUUAGAAUAAUAAUCUUGUGGAAAGUUGUUUUCACAAGUUUUAUGAAACUGUGGAAAGUUAGUUUUAAACAUCAUUCUAUUUAUCAUCUUAGUUCCCAAAUACUCAUGUUUUCCUUACCAUUUCAGAUCUGUAUCACCAAAAACCCACACUGUAUUUGAAAAUCUACUGCUGUUUGUACAACUGCCACUGUAUGUUGCCUUGAUAGUAAUGCUACACACCUGGUGCUUACAAACAUUAAAAAAAAAAAAAAGAAACUCCGAGUCGGUUUGAAAAAAUUUCUUCCACUAUAAAAACCUUGCAAAAGCAAUGCAUUUCCGGCAAAUAACAUAUUUUCAUUUUUUCAUAAAUAUUUCCUUAUUUCCUUGGUAAAUUUGAAUGCAAAUACUUGUCAGAAACAUUUUUUUUUUCAGGAUAGGGAUGCAAUAGUGGUUAUUUCUAGUCAUCUCAACAACAGUAUAUAGUCUUUCAAACAAUGACCAAUGGGGUGCAUUUCCCCACCUCACAUGUCUAAAGUAAUUCAUGACUAAACUGUGGAAUCUUUUGUUCAUUCUUGCCUUUGCGAUGAUGUUUUGUAGGCAAACCACAUAGUAACAUGUUACUCUUUCACUGCAAGAGGACAAUGCUAUAUUCAGCUUGGACCUGAGUCACCAUUAUGUGCGACAAGGUACCCCGUUGGUGUUCUACAAAGUUCAUAAAUUAUAUGCAUGUAUUCAUACCAGCCCACCACUUACUAAUGCACAUCGUCUGCGUCAUGAAGUGUUACAUAAUAAAAGAUUUAUAAUUGAUGAUCUCUUGACUGGAGCAUGCCACUAGCUUGCCCGUGGAUUACCUGUGGAAAACCCAUGGGAAUGGUAAUGAGCUGGUUGUAAAACAUCAUUAUCUGUUCUAGCUCAAAUCCACAGUUAAACCAAAGCAGUGAAUGUAUAAUUCAACAGAUGAAGGCCAAUGAAUUGGUGCUGGAUGCUAAAUGUCAGCAAACUACUUGCUAGGGAACAAGUUAAUGGUGUUUCCGCUGUUUGCUAGCGUUUAUAUAUAUAAAACAAAAUGGGCUAUUAUGUAAUUCAUUUGAAUGCACUGUUUAUGUCAUACGGCACAAAGAACAACUGUACAGCUGAAAUGUUUGUUCAUUCAUGUACAUGUAAUAUGUAAAUUUUGUACAUUUUUACUGUCAAAGGAAUUUGAUGUUGCAUUAUCUAGUCACUUAGUGUAAUAAUCUUAAUGUUAUCUCUAUGCAAAGUCAUGCAAGCUGUUAUAAUUAUGAUUUGUGAUGACCAAAUUUUUGAUUUCUUCAUGGAAUUUUGCUUUCUGAGGCAUUUAAAGUUCAAUUCCUUCUAUAUUCAAACAUAAUCAAAUUUGUGAAGUCAAGACGUGACGUGAAUUCAUGUGUAAUCAAUAUGUACAUGUACAUUGUAUGGACAUCUAGUAUGUCAUCAUUUGUAAUCCUGAAUAUGAAAGAAAUUAAAAAUUAGUAAAAUGAAUAUGUGCAUACAAAAGUUUUCCAAUUAACAAUUAAUUACAGUAUCCAUGUUAUUUUUAUUCAGGCUUUUACAAUGGCUAGAUAAUUUUCUUGAUCUGCUCAACUAACCACUCAGACUCACAGCAAUCACUGAUACUUCAUACAGGUGUGAAUUGUACAGCUGGGAAAAGUGAAUUCAUGUGUCAAUGAUAAAUUUCUAUUUAUACAUUUACACUAUUUCUAUUUAUACAAGUAGGCUACCAUUCUUUUAUAUUAUAAGCGGUUUUUAACCAAACACUGCUGAAUGUCCAUUUUUAAUAACAGUGCAAUACAUGGACCACAUAAUUCCAAGCUUCCUUAAACAAUAUAAAGGAACUCUUUCCACUCAUCACAGUCACAAUGGAAACGUUGAACGAGGCAUUGUUUAAUAAACUAGACACAGUCCUAGAUGCUUUUUAUGAACAUUCAUAGUGUCAAUGUUCUUAAUUUUCCAGAGGCUACAUGACUGAUGACCAUUGCCAAGGUUCUCACUGACAUGAAAAUGUGUCACAAGAUAUACAGUGUACCUCAUGCACAUACAUAACCAGUAAGCAGAUUUAGAACAUUUAUAAGAUUUUUGCCUACAUACUUGCAAACCAAAGUUUUUUCUUGCCUAGGAUAUUCUGUAAUAAACAAUUUACUGCACAGUCCACAGAAACUAAAGCAAUUCCUCAUGAACAGUCUCUGUAAAGUACUGCUUCAAUAGUGUGAGAAUCCAUUGUAUCAAUCUGGAUCGUGUCAGCAGUACCACUGCUAUACACUACCACCUUUAACAUUCAUUGCUGUUUCCUGAAAUUCUCAAACCUGGAUCUAUCUAUCAUUACCAUUUCCCAUUUGGCAACAUACCACAAAUGAUCAAAAUAUACCCUAUGAAAUACGGAAGUGUUAGCUCAAUUAAAUUUUUUAAACUAUUUAAACUUUCACACAAUUUAACGCUAAUCCUUGUCAAUCUAGUCUGUUAUGAUUAUCCCUAUGCUAUUUUUGGAAUACUGCUGAUUAUAAUUUUUUUUCUUCUUGAACUAAGAUGAUUGGAGCUUGUAUGUACAGAUAUUGUCCUUACCACCAUAAAGUAUGUUUUCAAUCAAUGCUUGCAAAAAUGUUAAAUAUUUUUUACUGUAUCAUUUUAUGACAUACUAGGAAGUCCUUGGUGGCAAAGUCUUUAAGGUUAAAGCACAUGUAUAUCCUCCAAGGUGGUGUCAUAAAUAAAGCUAACUGUGCUGCCAUUUUUUACCCACAUUUUACUUCUGCAUGAGGUUAUAGACUUUGCUGCCGCAUAAACUGUAAAUUAUUCAUUGCAUGUUGAAGUGUCAUGUGAAAACUGUACAUUUGAGAGAACAAAGUCAUGAAAAAAAAUAAUAAAUGUGAUACUAAACUUGCAGUUUUGUUGCUGA